AAACCCUCUUCUGCUUUUCUCUCUCACCACUGAAAACCACAACUUUGGCACACUUUGUGUCUGGAACUCCCUAUACUUUCUCACUUCACCUUCUUCUUCAUAAUUUUCCUUGAACCGACGAGAACAACCAGAAGCCAUGGAAGCACAAGAGUUCUUCCAGAACACCUUUUACCCUCAAUUCCCCUCCGACAACAUCACUCCCUCUAACACCAACGCCUCCACCACUGACCACUUCAUCGUCGAAGACUUCUUCGACUUCUCAAACAGCGACGAGGCUCCCCUCAUCGACGCCACCUUUGACUCUCUCCCCACUGACCACUCUUCCACCCUAACUAACCUCGACACCACCACCAACAACUCCAAUUUCUCCGCCACCGAUGCUCAUUUCUCCGGUGACCUCUCCCUCCCGUAUGAUGAUCUUGCUGAAUUGGAGUGGCUGUCGAAAUUCGCCGAGGAAUCCUUUUCCAGUGAGGAUUUACAGAAGCUGCAGCUGAUAUCCGGUGCCGGAGUGCAAAAGGACACCACAUCGGAAACGCGAGACCCGAACCCGGCUCUGUUCAACCCGCAAGUAUCGGUUCGGGGGAAGGCGAGGAGUAAGCGGACUCGUGGGCCACCAUGCAAUUGGUCGUCUCGACUGGUUGUCCUCUCUCCGAACACAAUGUCUUCGGAGUCUUCUCAUUCAGACAGCGGUAAGAAGGUCGCCCCGCGGAGGAGGGAUGUGAGCGAAGGCAGCAGUGAGGGCAGGAAGUGUCUGCAUUGCGCAACGGACAAAACGCCACAGUGGCGGACGGGUCCCAUGGGUCCUAAAACACUUUGCAAUGCAUGCGGCGUGAGGUACAAGUCCGGCAGGCUGGUGCCGGAGUACAGGCCCGCCGCAAGCCCAACCUUCGUGCUGACAAAACACUCGAACUCGCACCGGAAAGUGUUGGAGCUGCGACGGCAGAAGGAAAUGGUGAGGGUCCAGCAGCAGCAAUUGCUCCAUCUGCAACAUCAGCAGAACAUGAUGUUCGAUGUUCCAUCCAACGGUGAGGAUUAUUUGAUCAAUCCAAUGGGCUCCGACUUCCCACACCUCAUCUAAUCUCCUGCUAGACUAGGAAAGUUGUUUUCCUUAAUUUCCUACCUAAUUUUUCUAGGGAUUUAUUUUAUUUCUUUUUCUGUAAUUUGAAAAUUUUCACUUUAUGCUAUAUGUAGACUGCUCUCAUGUUUCUUCAAGUCAUUUUGACAGACUUGAAAACUCCGAAAACUCCGAAAACUAAAAAUUUUCCCAA
This is a messenger RNA of Vigna radiata var. radiata (mung bean), 1268 nucleotides long. RefSeq names its product GATA transcription factor 12. NCBI's taxonomy places the organism in Eukaryota, Viridiplantae, Streptophyta, Magnoliopsida, Fabales, Fabaceae. Gene Ontology annotation, molecular function: zinc ion binding; sequence-specific DNA binding. Gene Ontology annotation, cellular component: nucleus. Gene Ontology annotation, biological process: positive regulation of DNA-templated transcription. The record is from RefSeq and is a predicted model, not a curated record.